CUUGUUUUCUGGAAGGUAAAUAAUUGGUGUGUGUUUUAUUAUUUAAGCUGGUUUUUGCUCUCUUUCUUUUAAACCAAUUAGUUUCUCUAUUUCUCUCUCUCACACAUUACCAAGCUAGGAGAACUCAAAAAACCUCAGGAAUCAGAAAAAAAAAAUGGUGAAGAUUUGCUGCAUUGGAGCAGGUUAUGUAGGAGGGCCAACAAUGGCAGUGAUAGCCUUAAAGUGCCCUUCAAUAAAAGUAGUAGUGGUGGAUAUAUCAGUAUCAAGGAUAAAUGCUUGGAAUAGUGAAACACUGCCUAUAUAUGAGCCUGGGCUUGAAGAAGUUGUUAAGCAAUGUAGGGGGAACAACCUUUUCUUUAGCACUGAUGUUGAGAAGCAUGUAAGGGAGGCUGAUAUUGUGUUUGUAUCUGUUAACACUCCUACCAAAACUCAGGGCCUCGGGGCCGGAAAGGCUGCCGACUUGACCUAUUGGGAGAGCGCCGCUAGGAUGAUCGCUGAUGUCUCGGUUUCUGAUAAGGUUGUGGUGGAGAAGUCUACUGUCCCUGUUAAGACUGCUGAGGCUAUUGAGAAGAUCCUCACCCAUAAUAGCAAAGGAAUAAACUUCCAAAUUCUAUCAAAUCCAGAAUUCUUAGCUGAAGGUACUGCAAUCAAAGAUUUGUUCAACCCAGACAGAGUCCUGAUAGGAGGCAGGGAAACUCCAGGAGGCCAAAAGGCAGUCCAAGCACUCAAAGAAGUGUAUGCUCAAUGGGUGCCCGAGGACAGGAUCCUAACCACUAACCUUUGGUCAGCCGAGCUGUCUAAGCUCGCGGCUAAUGCAUUUUUAGCCCAAAGGAUCUCUUCAGUCAAUGCCAUGUCCGCGCUUUGUGAGGCAACAGGAGCUAAUGUGACCCAAGUAUCUCAUGCUGUUGGCAAGGACACAAGAAUCGGGCCUAAGUUUCUAAAUGCAAGUGUUGGUUUUGGAGGAUCAUGCUUCCAGAAAGACAUACUCAACUUAGUCUACAUUUGUGAAUGCAAUGGCCUACAUGAAGUUGCAAACUACUGGAAACAAGUGAUUAAGAUCAAUGAUUACCAAAAGAAUAGGUUUGUGAACCGUGUUGUUUCCUCUAUGUUCAACACAGUGUCUGGUAAAAAGAUUGCUAUACUUGGGUUUGCCUUCAAAAAAGAUACAGGAGAUACUAGGGAAACCCCAGCUAUUGAUGUUUGCAAAGGUUUAGUGGGGGAUAAGGCAUUGCUUAGCAUAUACGAUCCUCAAGUAACCGAGGAUCAAAUCAAGCGGGACUUAGCUAUGAGAAAGUUUGAUUGGGAUCACCCUGCUCAUCUUCAGCCUAAGAGCCCCACCGCGAGUAAGGAUGUGGCGGUGUGUUGGGAUGCAUAUGAGGCUACUAAAGAUGCUCAUGCUAUUUGUAUUUUAACUGAGUGGGAAGAGUUUAAGACAUUGGAUUAUAAGAGGAUUUUUGAUGGUAUGAGUAAGCCUGCAUUUGUGUUUGAUGGUAGGAAUGUUGUUGAUGCUGAUAAGUUGAGGGAGAUUGGAUUUAUCGUCUACUCGAUUGGUAAACCUUUGGAUCCAUGGCUUAAGGAUAUGCCUGCUAUGGCCUAGAUAAUUUCGGUUGCAUAACUGGAAGGAGGAUCUAAGUAAAGGAAGACAUUGCUAUUCUUUUAAUUUGUUAAGAUUUAUUAAUAUUUGUCAUAUUGGCUUUUGGAUUAUUAUUAUCAUUGAUAUCAAGUUACAAAUUUGUUAUAAAUCUUUUUUGUUGUUAUUAAUAAACAGUUGGUUCUCAGUUUUGUAUGAUGAAUCUUUUCCAAUAUGAGUUAUGAAAAGAUUAUUAUUGUGUUA
Molecule: messenger RNA, 1834 nt
Organism: Beta vulgaris subsp. vulgaris (sugar beet)
Lineage: Eukaryota; Viridiplantae; Streptophyta; Magnoliopsida; Caryophyllales; Amaranthaceae
Product: UDP-glucose 6-dehydrogenase 1
Exons: 3
Coding region: 155-1597 (480 amino acids)
Biological process (GO): glycosaminoglycan biosynthetic process
Cellular component (GO): nucleus; cytosol
Molecular function (GO): NAD binding; UDP-glucose 6-dehydrogenase activity
Source: RefSeq, a predicted model, not a curated record